This is a messenger RNA of Nomascus leucogenys (northern white-cheeked gibbon), 8414 nucleotides long. RefSeq names its product MLX interacting protein (gene MLXIP). Gene Ontology annotation, cellular component: nucleus. Gene Ontology annotation, biological process: regulation of transcription by RNA polymerase II. NCBI's taxonomy places the organism in Eukaryota, Metazoa, Chordata, Mammalia, Primates, Hylobatidae. Gene Ontology annotation, molecular function: protein dimerization activity; RNA polymerase II cis-regulatory region sequence-specific DNA binding; DNA-binding transcription factor activity, RNA polymerase II-specific. The record is from RefSeq and is a predicted model, not a curated record.
CCCCUCCCGCGGCGCCGCGCGCUCGCGGACAGUCGGCGCGCGAGCCGGGCCGGGCCGGCGCCCCUCAGCCUCGAGCGCUUGUCGCGUUGCCCCGGGCUCCGGGGGAUGCCCCCGGCCGAGCCCUUCUCAUGGCCGCCGACGUCUUCACGUGCUCCCCGCGCCGGCCCCGCAGCCGGGGCCGCCAGGUGCUGCUCAAGCCCCAGGUGCCUGAGGACGACGACGACUCGGACACGGAUGAGCCGUCCCCGCCGCCCGCCUCCGGCGCGGCCACCCAGUCCCGGGCCCACGCGAGCGCCGCGCCACCGCCGCCUCGGGCCGGGCCGGGCCGCGAGGAACCUCCGCGCCGGCAGCAGAUCAUCCACAGCGGCCACUUCAUGGUGUCGUCGCCGCACCGAGAGCACCCGCCCAAGAAGGGCUACGAUUUCGACACGGUCAACAAACAGACGUGCCAGACCUACAGCUUCGGCAAGACUAGCUCCUGCCACCUGUCCAUCGACGCCUCGCUCACCAAGCUCUUCGAGUGCAUGACUUUGGCCUACAGUGGGAAGUUGGUGUCUCCAAAGUGGAAGAAUUUCAAGGGCUUGAAGCUGCAGUGGAGAGACAAGAUCCGGCUCAAUAAUGCCAUCUGGCGGGCCUGGUACAUGCAGUAUCUGGAGAAGCGCAAGAAUCCUGUAUGCCACUUUGUGACACCCCUGGACGGCUCUGUGGAUGUAGACGAGCACCGCCGGCCGGAGGCCAUCACCACGGAAGGGAAGUACUGGAAGAGCCGCAUCGAGAUUGUGAUCCGGGAGUAUCACAAGUGGAGAACCUACUUCAAGAAAAGGCUACAGCAGCACAAGGAUGAAGACCUCUCCAGCCUGGUCCAGGACGAUGACAUGCUGUAUUGGCACAAGCACGGGGAUGGAUGGAAGACCCCCGUCCCCAUGGAGGAGGAUCCUCUGCUGGACACAGACAUGCUCAUGUCGGAAUUCAGCGACACCCUCUUCUCCACGCUUUCUUCACACCAGCCGGUGGCCUGGCCCAAUCCCCGGGAAAUAGCACAUCUGGGAAAUGCAGACAUGAUCCAGCCGGGACUGAUUCCUUUGCAGCCUAACCUGGACUUCAUGGACACCUUUGAGCCUUUCCAGGACCUCUUCUCUUCUAGCCGCUCCAUUUUUGGCUCCAUGCUACCUGCAUCUGCCUCAGCACCUGUUCCAGAUCCCAACAACCCACCUGCACAGGAGAGCAUCCUGCCAACCACAGCCCUCCCCACCGUGAGCCUUCCUGACAGCCUCAUCGCACCCCCUACUGCCCCAUCCCUGGCUCACAUGGAUGGGCAGGGCAGUGAACACACCUCCCGGACUGAGGACCCGUUUAUCCAGCCCACGGACUUCGGUCCCUCAGAGCCGCCACUGAGUGUCCCGCAGCCCUUCCUCCCCGUCUUCACCAUGCCCCUGCUGUCUCCCAGCCCCGCCCCACCGCCCAUCUCCCCUGUGUUACCGUUAGUUCCUCCUCCUGCCACUGCCCUGAACCCCCCGGCUCCACCCACCUUCCAUCAGCCACAGAAGUUUGCUGGAGUCAACAAAGCACCGUCUGUCAUCACCCACACGGCCUCUGCCACCCUCACCCACGACGCCUCCGCCACCACCUUCAGCCAGAGUCAGGGCCUUGUGAUCACCACCCAUCACCCUGCCCCGUCAGUGGCGCCUUGUGGGCUGGCACUGUCUCCUGUCACCCGGCUUCCCCAGCCACGGUUAACUUUUGUGCACCCCAAACCUGUAUCCUUGACUGGGGGCAGGCCUAAGCAGCCCCACAAAAUAGUGCCUGCUCCCAAAUCAGAGCCCGUGUCCUUGGUGUUGAAGAACGCCUGCAUCGCCCCAGCUGCCUUUUCAGGCCAACCACAAGCGGUGAUCAUGACGUCAGGGCCUCUGAAGAGAGAAGGGAUGUUGGCCUCCACCGUGUCCCAGUCCAACGUGGUCAUUGCGCCUGCUACCAUCGCCAGGGCUCCUGGGGUCCCGGAGUUCCACAGCAGCAUCCUGGUGACAGAUCUCGGCCAUGGCACGAGCAGCCCGCCUGCCCCCGUCUCCCGGCUCUUCCCAAGCACAGCGCAAGACCCCCUGGGGAAGGGCGAGCAGGUCCCGCUGCAUGGGGGCAGCCCCCAGGUCACUGUCACAGGGCCUAGUCGGGACUGCCCAAACUCAGGGCAGGCCUCUCCGUGUGCAUCGGAGCAGAGCCCCAGUCCUCAGUCUCCCCAGAACAACUGCUCAGGGAAAUCUGACCCCAAAAAUGUGGCUGCACUAAAGAACCGGCAGAUGAAGCACAUCUCAGCUGAGCAGAAAAGGCGCUUCAACAUCAAGAUGUGCUUUGACAUGCUCAACAGCCUCAUCUCCAACAAUUCCAAGCUGACCAGUCACGCCAUCACACUGCAGAAGACCGUGGAGUACAUCACCAAGCUGCAGCAGGAGAGGGGCCAGAUGCAGGAGGAGGCCCGGCGGCUGCGGGAGGAGAUUGAGGAGCUCAAUGCCACCAUCAUCUCCUGCCAGCAGCUGCUCCCUGCCACGGGAGUCCCUGUUACCCGGCGCCAGUUUGAUCACAUGAAAGACAUGUUUGACGAAUACGUGAAAAGCCGGACCUUGCAGAAUUGGAAGUUCUGGAUUUUCAGCAUCAUCAUCAAGCCGCUGUUUGAGUCGUUCAAGGGCAUGGUGUCCACCAGCAGCCUGGAGGAGCUGCAUCGGACGGCGCUGUCCUGGCUGGACCAGCACUGCUCCCUGCCCAUCCUCAGGCCGAUGGUAUUGAACACGCUGCGGCAGCUGAGCACCUCCACCUCCAUCCUCACAGACCCCGCACAGCUGCCAGAGCAGGCGUCCAAGGCUGUCACCAGGAUCGGCAAGAGAUUGGGAGAGUCCUAGCUGCUUAGCUGGCAUGUGGCCGCAUGAGAUGCCAGGAGACCCUUCCCUGCCCAUGGAGAGUAGGCUGCGCCCCCCAGCCCUUCCUGACGCUCAGCCUCGGGGCCUCUCUCCAACUCUGCCGGCCCACCGUGGCGUCGGGAGGCCAUGCUCAGGUCUGAAGCAGGUUCCGGGCCUGCUGACAGCAAUAGCCUGCCUUCGGGAACUGCUGUGAACUCUCUCACUCAGUGACCUCAGUCACCAACCUCCUCUGCCCUCGGGGCAGCCCACACAAAAGGGAAGUGCUGGCCGUGCUGGUCCUGCCCUACUGGUGGCCUGCCGGGCCUGGCACCAGUGAGCGGAAUCGAUGGGAUGAGGGUGACAGGGCCUGCUCCUGUCCUGAGGCCCAGCCUUGUCCCUCCUGCCAUGUCCUGUCCACAUGCAUGCCUCUGCCUGAUGCCCUGCUCCACUCUCUGGUCUGCCUGUGUGGCAGUUGGAAGGUGUCUUUCUUUCUCCCCUCAACUCUGACUGUGCCCGGCCCUUGUGGAUGGACUUGGGCUUCUAUUCAGGCUUAUGCAUGGCAGGCUGCCAGGGGGAAGUGCCUUCUUCAGAGGCCCUCCAGGACACAUGUGUGCAGAAACGGUGGAUGUGGGACACACAGGACCAGAAUGGAAGCGUGUGAUGCACGAUGGCUGCUCUGGCUGAGAGGCCCUGCUGGGCAUGUUUCAUCUGUCCCCUUUUAGCUCCACCUGACGUUGCAGGAUCCACGGGACUCAGCCCAGGGCCUUCUUGGAUGUCACCUCACCGCCGUGGCCCUUCUGCCGUUCUUCUCCACUUGGCUCCAGCUGCAACUGUUGACAGAUCAAGCAUGUCCAGUGGGAGCUUAGAACCCUGAAGUUCUAGUGUCUGAAAGAUCAGACUCCAUGUCCUGCUGUCAGCCUUGUCAUCUUGUCUGAUGUCUUUCAGCUGGGAGCCCCAAACCAGGACAGUUUUUGGACCAAAGAUGCCCCCACACUCAAAAGUCUGUCCCGUCUUGUGUUUGAAGAAGGAAACAAUGUUGGCGGGCAGCACUCUAUGGUGGUUAGCCUUCAGAGCUGUUUCUAGGCAUCUCAGAUCAGACAGCAAAGAAUCUACCCAGAUCUGGGCUGGGUGGAGGCAUGGCUGGGCUGGGGGCCAUUCUGAGCCUGCAGCAAGAGGUUGGCCCAGCCUCAGUCCUUGCCCUUCUCUGGCUGCCUCUGCAGGGAGCUGCAGGGGCAAGCACUCUCUCCAGCACUCAGGAAGCCCGGUUGAGGGUACCUCCUCGUGGAAAGAACGCGCUUUAAAGCUCUGCUGAGGAGUUCGGAGCCCAGGCUUUCAGGCGACCUCUGCCCUCCCUGCCUCUCCUCGCCCUCCCUCUCUGCCUGCAGGGCCUGGGAUGGGCUUUGAGGGAGCCUGGGAGCCAUGUGAAGAGGGGCACCCCUGGGCUGUCCCCAAAUUUUAGAUCCAGUUAGAGGUUCUCCCUGGCUCCUGCAGGCCUGCGGGGAUCUCUCCCCACUUCAGGCCUCCGGCCAGCUGCCUGCCCCCUUGUCUAUGCUUCAACCCUGCACAAAAGCAGCUUGGUGACACCACUCAGCCACCCAGAGCGCAUGUUGACAGGCUUUCCAGAUCACCUUCCUGUGGGGUGAACGUAAGAUGAGACUGGGCUGGUCCUUGGAAUUUCCCCUAGGAAAUGGUAAUAGACUCCAUUCUUGACCCAGGGGUAAGCAUGAAGGCAUUGUCCCAAAGGCAGAGGCCACCGUGGUAGGAAUUCCACCAAGGCCAGAAGGGAAAAAGGAAGAACCCACCAUGUCCGGCUGUGCGGGCCCUGGGGAGGGUCACGAGUGCAGCCCCUCUCUACUUCCGUGCCUUUGUAAAACGUGUAGAUAACCGCAGUGGUUGGCUGAGCCAAGAACUCUCCUAAAUCAGUGGCUUUCUCCCCACCCCUUGCUGGGGAGUCAUUUUUUUAAAACUCCGUGGGAUAUAAAACUGGCCUCCUGCUGCUUCAGCCUACCUCUCCCUCUGCUGACUUAAUGUCGUGAUUCUGUUUCUUCAGAUAUUUAAGGCUGUUAGGUUGUGUGAGCCUUAAAGAGUGUGUGUGUGUGUGUGUGUGUGUGUGUCCCAGCGACUGUCCACUGUCCAGGAGAUGCAUGUCUUUGUAUUGGAGAUAUUUCUGUAACUCACUUGGUGCUCACGAUGCCAUGGCCAUAGGGCCACAGUGCCGUAUCUGCUGCAGACAUGAUUAUUUCUUGUUCUAGAGGUUUUCUUGUUUUCGAAUCUUGCCUGAUGAAUCCAGCCAGACCAAGAGGCCUAGAUUUGACCUCUGUCCUGGGCUCCUGGGCCAGGUGCAGGGACAUCUGAGGCCACUCUGCUGGCCACCUCCAGUGGGUGCUGACCACAGGAUGGGCUUUGUUUACACUCAUUUUCACCCUGAUUCUUGCCCCCACUUUCAUAAAAGAAACUUCAAAAUGCUGACGCUUUGGAGAGUAAGAAGAUCAAUCUUGGCCGGGUGCAGUGGCUCCUGCCUGUGAUCCCAGCACUUUGGGAGGCUGAGGCUGGAGGAUCACUUGAGCUCAGGAGUUGGAGACCAAUGCUGGCAACUUAACAAGACCCUGUCUCUACAAAAAAAAAAAAAAAAAAAAAAAAAUUUAGCUGGGUGUGGCAGUGAGUGCCUGUGGUCACAGCUAGUUGGGCCUGAGGCUGGAGGAUUGUUUGGGCCUAGAAGUUGCAGUGAACUAUGAUCAUGCCACACUGUACUCCAGCCUGGACGACAGAGUGAAACCUUGCCUCUAAAUAAAAGAAAAUAGAGGCCGAGUGUGGUGGCUCAUGCCUGUAAUCCCAGCACUUUGGGAGGCCAAGGCGGGUGGAUCACCUGAGGUCAGGAGUUCACGACCGGCCUGACCAACAUGGUGAAACCCUGUCUCUACUAAAAAUACAAAACAUUAGCUGCAUGUGGUGGUGCAUGCCUGUAAUCCUAGCUACUUGGGAGGCUGAGUCAGGAGAAUCAGUUGAAUCUGGGAGGCGGAGGUUGCAGUGAGCCAAGAUUGUACCACUGUACUCCAGCCUGGGUGACAGAGCGAAACCCUAUCUCAAAAAAAAGAAAAAAAUAGAAAAUCCAAAAAGAAAAACCAGAAGGCCUGCUGGCUUAUAAAUCCCUGGGCGGGUUUCUGAGAAAUCGCCCUGUGCUGUCAGUCCCUGCACUGCACUGCUGCCUUCUGUAGUGGGUGGGAGACCCCAGAGCAGGGCAGGCGCCACUGAGGGCCUUUCUUGGAGUCGGCCAGCAGGCCACGCAGCAUCCGGGCAGGCUGGCUAGCCGCUGCCUUAGGACAUCUCUACUUUGGAGGAUUUUACCACAGGAAGCAACAGCAGCGCUGGCCGUUGGUGCUGAUGACAGCAUUGGGUCUGGUUGAGGGGAUGGGGCUGGAAAGUGGCAGACCCCCCAGCGCUGCGCAUGGUCCCGGAGCCGUCAGCCAGGGGAGUGGGGUCAGCGGUCAGCCAGCCCUCCCGUUUCUUGCCCAUGGGCCCUGACCACACUCCCUUUUCUAGAAGUCAAUCCUAAGGUUUCUCUGCUCUGGCUAAGAGGAUGUAAAUUUGGAUUCUUAGAGGACAUGGCACCCCCAGUCCCUGCCCAGAUAAAGGAGCACAGUGGCAUGCAGCACCUCUGUCUGUUGCUGGGGUGGGGGGGCUCGCGCACCCACCUCAUCUCCGUGCACAGCCGUGACUGGCCCCGCCGGCAGCUAGGGUGCAGGUAAGGGUCUCUCUCAGAGAGGGGAGCUGCAGCUGAGAACUGGCGAGGCCCCUUCCUCCAAGGCCCUAGCUGGCCCCUGGGCAAACCUGAGGUGGCAGGUUCAGGUUUUCAAGAUGGCGAGAUCUCGCUGUCUGCUGGACAGGAUGUUAUGCUCUCAGAACUCGUGGGAGUGGAGCUGGGCCUGUCCCGGGCCAGUGGACCCCUGUGUGUGGGGGAUUUGGGGUGCUGUGGGCCUGGUUCUGCACUGGCAGAUGGACCUUGCUUUGGUCCAGCUCUUUCCUUACCCUGGCUCCGACAUGGGAAGGCUUGGAGGGCCCCUCUCAUCACCUCCAUUCGCUCUCAGCUGUCCCUUUCCCUUGUCGCCUGGCCCCUGCCUCGCCCACCUGAGGCCUCCUAGCAGGCAGCCUGGGUGUGAAUUGAACCUCUCUCUUUUCCUUCUGGUGGGAAAGUGGCCUUUCCCUCGACACCUGCUCCCCAGCCCCAGAGGAACCCACCUGUUUUGGAGCUCAGCUUGGCCCAGCGUUUCCUUGGGGAAGGGAAAUGAGGGCUGGACAGCACUGAUCUGGGCAGGCAGCGUGUGCAGCAGUGGCCAGCCGGGGUGCCAAAGAUGCACGGGGAUGUGGCAUGUGGCUCCGCGCCCUUGACAUCUCUGCUUUGGAGGAUUUUACCUUGUCUGCACACCUGUCAGGGGAGAGGGGACAGCAAGGUGGGAGGUUGAAGAGCUCAGCAGCAUGUUUGUGGCAUUCAGUGGACACCAUGGCCUUGGGCGACUGGACGGGUUUUUGUGAUGUGAGGGACACACAUGGGGCACGUGGUAAGCUUGGCAAGGGCUCCAGGAACGCUGACAAAGCGUUUUAGGACCCCCACCCCCAUGCCUGUACCAGGGCUGGCCUCCAGAGUGGGUGAGGACAGAGUAGCUGUAGGCUUUUCAUUCUGAGGUCUUGGCCCCCCUGGCCACCGCAUGGGACUCUGCUUGUCAGAGCUUGCAAAAAUCAACCUUCGAGAAAGAAAAGGGAACUCUUCACGUUGAAUGUUGACUUUGUGUGUAUGUGUGUGUGUGUGCACGCGUGCAUGCACUUGCACAAGCUUGCGUGUGCGUGUUUACUUCAUGGAAUUUUGUUUUGUGAAAUUCCCCUCCGAUCGUGUCAGAAUUUACCUCCAUGCCCCAGUCACACUGUUGGUUCUGCGCGCUGAACCUGGGUGUAGCUCAUUUGAAGGACUCUCUUCUGCGUUUCCUAACAGUUAUUUGGUGGUCUCAAGAGUUGAGGUUGUGGAGGGUUGGGAGAAACUGAAGUUCUAUACAUUUCCAUAGAGUUUACAUCCUGCAGUUAAAAGGCAGGAAGGGCUCAGCCCGGGCCCCACAGCUCCAGGCCAUCCCCGACGGGCCGCCCACAGUGCCCCCGUUUCUCUAGCUGAAUUUUUUUCGAACAGCCCGGGAAGGGAAAACGGAUUCGCUUGCUGAUUUUGUUAACAGUGGAAGCACCAUGUUCUGUACCUUUUUCAGGUUCAGUUUGUUGUGUAAAUGGCGGUUUUUUCUGGUGUGAGCUUUGGUGAUUGUGGCAGGGCUCCUUUGAGGAGACGGUUCCACCUCGUGGUCUGAAGAACAAACCGGAGAAGAGUCUGGUUUGGCCAGAGGCCCCCUCCAGCCCAUGUCACCCUGAGUACACCCCUCUGAUGCUCUGCUGUCAAGAAGCACGUUUCCACCAGCUGUAUUCAACACUACAAUGCAUUUUUUAAACUAUUUGCAUCCAAGACAAUAAAGAAACCUUAUUUUUUUUUUAAAAGCC